This is a messenger RNA of Megalops cyprinoides (Indo-Pacific tarpon), 1142 nucleotides long. It is a transcript of the gene arl4aa, whose product is annotated as ADP-ribosylation factor-like 4aa. The transcript is spliced from 2 exons. The record is from RefSeq and is a predicted model, not a curated record. Gene Ontology annotation, molecular function: GTPase activity; GTP binding. Gene Ontology annotation, cellular component: cytoplasm. Gene Ontology annotation, biological process: vesicle-mediated transport; intracellular protein transport. The coding region runs from base 243 to 845 and encodes 200 amino acids. NCBI's taxonomy places the organism in Eukaryota, Metazoa, Chordata, Actinopteri, Elopiformes, Megalopidae.
CUGCGGGGACGAAGCGGGAGAGGCUAAACAGUGGUCUUCGCUGAAGUGGAAAGCGGAUUAGCUACUUGACUUUAAGGGACUCCAGUAAAUAACGUUACGACGGUGUUGUGCUGUGUGCUGAUUUAUAGAGCGUAGACCUAGAAGGGAAUCCGCGGGAAAUAAAAACAGCCAUUGUAAAUACACGCUGAAGCAGUGACCUGAUUCUCCUCUUACAUUCAUCCUCCUAAUACAUGGCUUAAAAGAUGGGGAAUGGAUUAUCUGAACAACACCCUAUUUUCCCAAGCCUCCCAUCCUUUCAGUCUCUCCACAUUGCUAUUCUUGGACUGGAUUGCGCUGGGAAAACCACCGUAUUGUACAGGCUGCAGUUCAACGAGUUUGUUAACACCGUGCCCACCAAGGGAUUUAACACGGAGAAGAUCAAAGUGGCUCUGGGUGGUUCCAGGACAGUGACCUUUCACUUCUGGGAUGUGGGCGGGCAGGAGAAGCUGCGGCCUCUCUGGAAGUCGUACACUCGCUGCACGGACGGCAUCGUCUUCGUGGUGGACUCGGUGGACGCCGAGAGGAUGGAGGAGGCCAAGACGGAGCUGCACAAAAUAACGCGGCUCUCGGAGAACCAGGGCGUGCCCGUCCUGGUGGUGGCCAACAAGCAGGACCUGAGGAACUCGCUCACGCUGGCCGAGAUCGAGAAGCUGCUGGCACUGCGCGAGCUGGGCUCGGCCUCGCCCUGGCAUCUGCAGCCGGCCUGCGCCAUCAUCGGGGACGGGCUGAGGGAGGGGCUCGAGAAACUUCACGACAUGAUCGUCAAGCGCAGAAAGAUGCUCCGGCAGCAGAGAAAGAAGAGAUGACUCUUUCUUCCCGUCUGUAGGAAGAGUUCCGCCCAGUCUGCUCUCACCUGGUAGAUCCAGGUACGCAGCAGCCAGCUCACCUUAGCAAUAGUGGAUCCAUUGUAAGCUGAGUUUUAUCAGUUUGCAUUGAGGUCUCUUCAGAUCUACUGUGUCCACACAUCUGAGUCCUCAGACAACAGUAAUCAGUUGCCUCUUGAACUGCAGAAGGCCUCAGUCCUGUGAAAUUAAGGAGUUGUUUGAGGAGAUAAUGCCGAAGAGCUGGAACAUUUACAAAUCUUUUGAUAAAGUACUAGCACU